Messenger RNA from Haemonchus placei, 831 nucleotides. NCBI's taxonomy places the organism in Eukaryota, Metazoa, Nematoda, Chromadorea, Rhabditida, Trichostrongylidae. The record is from the annotation of a GenBank genome assembly.
AUGGAAGUCGAUGGACAAGAUAUGGGAAUAGACAAAGCAGUAGUGAAGAAGACACAAAUCAAACUGAAAAUGAUGACGAUCCGCAUAGUUUUUGCCGGAAUGCUUUGCAAGAUCCUCAGGCGAACUGACCGACAAAUAUUUGCUCCUGACCACCGUAUGAGACAUGUCGAAUGCAUCAUUGGAAUUCAGUAUUUACCGAAGAGAAACUGGGCAACCUUGAAUGCCUAUGACCGUAGAUUCCUUUGUUGUCGUUCGAAAAUGAACGUUCAAGCAGCUUUUCCAUUCGAUUUGCUCCAUGCUGAAAUCAUUAAUUACACAAAAGAGAGUGAAGAGCGACGAAAUGCUGCCAAACUGGAAUGGAAACAGGUUGCCGACACAUGUACCGAUCUUGCGGACCUGGACAAGUAUGACUCGCUGGUGCAGCUAGCAUUUGCCCAUAAUUCAUAUAUCACUCAAUUGGAAUCCAUGGGCUAUCGAGUCGGAUACGUAAUGGCGGAACGUGUUUCCAAAGAUGCGCCGAGGUUAUUAACUGAGCUUGAAGUUGUCAAAUUUAUCUGCAAAGAGUUCUGGUCAGCAAUGUUUGGAAAACAGGUGGACAACUUGAGAACAAAUCACCAGGGUGUGUACGUCGUGCAAGACAACAAGUUCUGCACACUGCGAUCUUUGGCAGAGGGUCAGCAGUUUGUGCGCGAAGCUGGAGCAUUGGUCACAUUCCCUUGCGGAGCUGUAAGAGGAGCUCUGGCAAAUUUGAAUGUGAACGCCGAAGUCACAGCUACUGUAGAAACUCUUCCUGCUGUUAAGUUUAAUAUUCAAAUAGCCCAAAGAACCUGA